AAAGGCAAGGAGGGUUGUCAAGGCCUUGGACACUCCUCCCCGGCGAUUAUAAAUCUUGGGCAAGAGAGCUCGAAAGCAGAGGAGAGAGGGAGGAAUAAGCCUGGGCUCAAAUGGAGCUCAGAAGGGCCUGCUUGCCGUCGGCAUUGCUGCUGCUCAUCUUUGUCUCAAUUGUAGCGCAGACCGAUGGCAAGAAAUCUGCAAAAGGAAUUAAACUCGUCGGUGCAAUCGCUCCGAGCAAAAAUUUCCAAAACAAGCGUACCACUGCUUUCAAUGUGAUGAAUUUUGGUGCGGCUGCCGACGGGAAAUCCGACUCUUCUGCGGCUUUUCUUAAAGCAUGGGAAGCAGCAUGUCCCCUAGAAGGAAGAAAAAGGAUUUAUAUUCCAGGAGGCGAGUACUUGGUUAACCCAAUAAAGUUUGAGGGACCAUGCAAUGGCAUCAUGGAGGUGCAGCUCUCCGGAGUGGUGAAAGCGCAGCCCGAUAUAAAUGUUUUCAAUCGUGAAGGUCACAAGGAGUGGAUCACCUUUGAUCACGUCGAUAGGUUGUUGAUAACGGGUUCUGGAACAUUUGAUGGCCAAGGAUCCUACGCGUGGCAGCACAACACAUGCUCCAAAAAGAAAGACUGCAGCCUCCUUCCUGGUAAUCUGAGACUAAACUUCGUCACCAAAACCACCGUCCGCGGCAUAUCCCUAGUCAACAGCAAGUCCUUCCAGAUGACCAUCUUCGGAUCCAACAACGUUAGGAUCCAACACAUCAAGAUCGUCGCACCAAGAGACGCCCCCAACACCGACGGAAUCCACAUCGGUAACUCGACAAAUGUCAGGAUCACAGAUUCCGAGAUCGGCACCGGCGAUGACUGCGUCUCCGUCGGCCCGGGAAGCAGGCGAAUCCUUGUCUCCGGGGUGUUCUGCGGCCCUGGCCAUGGCAUCAGCAUCGGGAGCCUCGGCCGAUACCUAAAUGAGCCAGAUGUAAGUGGGGUGACCGUGAAGAACUGCACCCUCACGGGAACCACGAACGGUCUCAGGGUCAAGACAUGGCAGAAGUCCAACAGGAGCCGUGCUUCAGAUUUCCAUUUCGAAGACAUAGUGAUGAGGGGCGUCCAAAACCCCAUCAUCGUCGACCAAGAGUACUGCCCGGUUGGCAACUGUGUCAAAGGGGCUCCGUCGUUGGUUGAGAUCAGCAACGUCACAUUCCGAAACAUCAGAGGCACCUCGGCUUCAAGGAUGGCAGUGCAUCUCUUCUGCAGCAAAGCUGUGAGCUGUAAAAACCUUGUACUCCAAGAUAUAGACCUGAAGUUCAUGGAUCCCAAUUCCCCUUCAUUAGCUCAAUGUUACUAUGUCCAAGGUACGGCCCUAGGUUAUAUGAAUCCUCCCGCUUGCUUGUCACUAUUAUGAGGACUCUCUCUUGUCUUCUCCAAGAUGUUUGGCCGGAUUUCCUGUCUCCAUGUAAUGGCUAGAGGUCUCGUGGGUGCUCACCCUUGCACUGACCACUUGUACUAUGGACUUCGCUUGAAAGGAAUUUUUCUCCCUCUUCAAAA
Molecule: messenger RNA, 1534 nt
Organism: Phoenix dactylifera (date palm)
Lineage: Eukaryota; Viridiplantae; Streptophyta; Magnoliopsida; Arecales; Arecaceae
Product: exopolygalacturonase-like
Biological process (GO): carbohydrate metabolic process
Molecular function (GO): polygalacturonase activity
Source: RefSeq, a predicted model, not a curated record